Molecule: messenger RNA, 986 nt
Organism: Gadus morhua (Atlantic cod)
Lineage: Eukaryota; Metazoa; Chordata; Actinopteri; Gadiformes; Gadidae
Gene: nrn1la
Product: neuritin 1-like a
Exons: 3
Coding region: 297-773 (158 amino acids)
Biological process (GO): neuron projection extension; nervous system development
Cellular component (GO): plasma membrane
Source: RefSeq, a predicted model, not a curated record
GGGGGGGUUGUAAAGCACAUGAUGUCUUCUCCUAGUUAAUUGGAGUUUGGCAGCUCAAGACCGUCCUACUCAGCAGCACCGCUGCCUCCUCCCUCUAGCAGAGCAGCACGCUUCCACAUCCAGGCACACUACAGUGAAUUGCCGUCCUCGACUCAUUGAUAACGAACCACCGAAUCGGAUUAUCUACUAUCGUCAAGCGGAACGACGAUACGUCUAUAUUCCCCGUAGCCCGAAUACGCGCUAUUGACCACAGGAGGAACCGGGGCUCAUUUUCCCUCCCAAGCAAUUCCUCCAGAAUGUCAUCAUUAACGAAUUCGGCUUGCCUAUUCAUCCUGCCUGUUGCCCUGUGUCUGAUGCUGAGCCAGUGUCCGGUGGGGGCGUCGGCCAGGAGGUGUCACUCCAUCUACAAGGGCUUCGCCCAGUGUCUGAUGAGCCUGGGGGACAGCCUGACGGACGGGGCGCGGCAGGACGAAGACGCCCACGGACUACACUCCAUCUGCAGGUCCUGGGACCAGUUCCACGACUGCGCCAACGGGGCCAUGGCGGGCUGUCCGGAGGAGGCGGCCGUGGUCUGGGAGUCUCUGCGCCGGGAGUCCAAGAAGAUGCAGUUCUCAGGGAACCUGUACGACAUGUGCUCCCCCCGCAGUGUCCAGCCCGCCCCCCGGGAGGACAUCAACCAGGAGUCCCUGAGAGCCCGCGCCCACCCCGCGGCCGGCUCCGCCCACUUCCUGCUUCUCCCCCCUCUGCUGUUGCUGUUGUCAUGGAUACAGUGAGAUACCCUCCCCCCACCAUCAGCACCAGGACUGCUCCACUUCUUCUCCUGAGCACAGAGACUAGCGCCAGUGUCCACCUUCUGCAUGUUCGUCCUCUCUAGUAGCACUGCUCCGCUGGUCCACACGUAUGCUUUGCCUUCAAGGUUAUUGACACACACACUCGCACACACAUACAAACGCACACAUACACACAUGUACACACACACACACACA